AUGGCUGCCGCUAUUAAGAACCUUGUGGACAAGUUUCAGGGUCAUUCCGAGCCCGCGCUUCGUGUACCAUCGGCCGAGGAGGUCCAAGAGUUGAGACAGAAGUAUGAGCAGACAGAACAGUCGCAAGUAUUUGCAUUUUACGACCAACUGAGCCAGACGGAGCAGGCUCAACUAUUCCAUCAACUGUCCAACUUUGACCCUACCCGCAUCAAUGAGCUCGCCGACAAGGCUCUGAACCCCCCCAAAUCUGAGACCGGCCCGGUUUCGCUCGAGCCUCUCCCCGAAAUCGCUACCGCCUCGAUCCUCGACUCCGACCCGAAAGAUAUCCAGAGUUACUACGAUGAGGGUAUCAAGCUUGUGGCGGAGAAUCAGGUUGCCGUGGUACUGCUUGCAGGUGGACAAGGAACUCGGCUAGGAAGCUCGCAGCCGAAGGGCUGCUUUGACAUUGGUCUCCCAAGCCACAAGUCCCUUUUUCAGAUCCAAGCCGAACGUAUCGGUAAACUCCAGCUCCUUGCGAAGAAGAUAUCAGGCAAGCAUGCCGUGAUCCCUUGGUAUGUCAUGACAAGUGGGCCGACGCGCAAGCCCACGGAGGAGUUCUUCCAACAGCACAGCUACUUUGGGCUAGAAAAGUCAAACGUCUUCAUCUUUGAGCAGGGCGUCCUGCCGUGCAUUUCAAAUGAAGGUAAAAUCAUGCUGGAAAGCAAGUCCAAGGUGGCCGUUGCACCUGACGGUAAUGGAGGAAUCUACCAAGCUUUGCUCACUGCCGGCGUAAGGGAGGACAUGCGGAAGCGAGGAAUCAAGCACAUCCACGCCUACUGUGUCGACAAUUGCUUGGUCAAAGUGGCUGAUCCAGUUUUCAUCGGCUUUGCUGCCUCCAAGAAGGUUGAUCUUGCUACAAAGGUGGUGCGGAAGCGUAACGCUACUGAAUCGGUCGGCCUGAUUCUUCAAAAGAACGGAAAACCAGACGUGGUUGAGUACUCCGAGAUUGACAAGGAGACAGCGGAGGCCAAGGACUCCAAAAACCCUAGCUUGCUGAAAUUCCGUGCCGCCAACAUUGUUAACCACUACUACUCCUUCGACUUCUUCAACUCCAUCGAGAACUGGGUUCACAAGAUGCCUCACCACAUCGCCCGAAAGAAGAUCCCCAGUGUUGACAUUGAGAGCGGCAAUGUCGUUAAGCCCGAGAAGCCGAACGGUAUCAAAUUGGAGCAGUUUAUCUUCGAUGUUUUCCCCAUGCUUUCUCUCGAGAAGUUUGCCAGCAUUGAAGUGCGCCGUGAGGACGAAUUCUCGCCUCUAAAGAACGCUCGGGGCACCGGAGAGGACGACCCAGACACCAGCAAGCGAGACAUCAUGAAUCAGGGUCAGCGAUGGAUUGAGAGUGCUGGUGGGGUUGUUGUCACUGAGGAAGAUGCCGUGGGCGUUGAAGUAUCUCCCUUGAUCAGCUACGGUGGUGAAGGACUUGAGUUUCUUAAAGGCCGCGAAAUCAAGGCGCCCGCUGUCAUUGAGAGAGAGGAGUAG
Messenger RNA from Aspergillus mulundensis, 1518 nucleotides. Its product is annotated as UDP-N-acetylglucosamine diphosphorylase. Bases 1 to 1518 code for a protein of 505 amino acids. Gene Ontology annotation, biological process: UDP-N-acetylglucosamine biosynthetic process. Gene Ontology annotation, molecular function: UDP-N-acetylglucosamine diphosphorylase activity. The record is from RefSeq and is a predicted model, not a curated record. The transcript is spliced from 3 exons. Lineage: Eukaryota; Fungi; Ascomycota; Eurotiomycetes; Eurotiales; Aspergillaceae.